Molecule: messenger RNA, 4404 nt
Organism: Papilio xuthus (Asian swallowtail)
Lineage: Eukaryota; Metazoa; Arthropoda; Insecta; Lepidoptera; Papilionidae
Exons: 8
Coding region: 147-3722 (1191 amino acids)
Molecular function (GO): protein binding
Source: RefSeq, a predicted model, not a curated record
AAAUCUAUGGCUACGGUUUGUUUAUCGUGUUGUUUAAAGUUGAUGAUCUCUAUUUAUAUAAUUUACGGCACUUUUUAUAGUGGUUCUACUCAAUAACUAUGUUUUAAUAAUAAUUUAUGUUAGUGUACUUUCAAAAUAAAUGCAUAAUGGAGUGUACGCAGAGGAUUGAAUGUACGCAAGAGAUAUAUCAGAAUCCUCAAGAGAGGAUAAUUCCUGAACAGAUUGGAUUCUUAGGCAUUUGUGGCGCAAAAUAUCCAAUAAGGAAAGGCCCAAACAAAAUAGGUAGAGACCCGGAAACUUGUGAAAUUGUCUUAAACUUAAAUUCAGUUUCCAGACAACAUGCUGUUAUAAAUAUUUUAAAUUCGAAAGAAUACAUGAUUAUGGAUUUGGGUUCAGCAAACAAAACAAAAUUACUUGAAAAAAUUCUUCAACCAUACAUAGCUCAUCCACUAAGAAAUGGUGAUACACUACAAUUUGGACAGAUCUUUGGUGUAUUCAGGUUGCUUGAAGAUGAGAAUGAUCUACCAAUGACUCAAGCUUUGGAUAUACCAGACACACCAAUUACUAAUAAAUAUUCAUCAAAAUUAAUUAAUUUUCCAAAUACAGUUAUACCUGAAUCUCCGGAUGUCAGUGACAAAGAUGACUCUUUUGUUGCUCCAUCACAGCCUAAAAAUUGUGACGUAUUUAAAAGCCCUUCACAGAAAUACAUAAAAUCAUUUGGCAAAACAAUUUCCAUACAACCGAUAGGAAGUAAGCAAAUUGACAAUAUAUAUUGGAAUUCUUCAAAAAAAUCAGUGUCCAUUGACAUGAAUCUAGACGAGUCAGAUACUGAUCCAUGUCCUAUAAAUCCUGCAGGAGUAGAGGAUAAUAUUCAUGAAAUGGAAACACAAAUCCCUUUUCCUGCAACAAAUGAAGACACUGAUGAUUUAUAUACUGCUGACACACAAUUAUGUGUCAACAACUCCUUGCAAUCUAAUAAAUUAAUUUUAAAAACAAAAAAUGACACAAUAAAUGUAAAAGAAAUCGAUUCGUACGUCGAAAACAAAGAAAAUAAUAAUAGUAUAUACAAUGCAGAUACACAACAAGUAAAAGUAAUCAAUGAUAAUGAAGUCAAGGGUAAAAAUACAGGAAUAUCAAAUGAUGAAGAACCGUCUAAAGCUAGACUUAGUACAUCUGAUGAAGAAAUUCUCUUUCAGGAAGUUGAUAUGGAGCCAUUAGAAGAAGACUUUGCAUCUCAGCCAUUGUUAUUUGAAAAAACAACAGAAAGUCCAGAAAAUGUUUCAAUUUUAAAUAGUGAAAAGUCCAUAGAAACUAAUAUUAAUGAGGAAAAUAAUUUUUUAGAACAAUGCGAAAAUAAAUCUGAAGGAUCCACAGAUUGUGAUGAUGAUGAUAUGUUACUUACACAAAAAAUUCCCACCAUAAAUCAAAAUAAUACCUCUGAAGAUAUGCCUAAUACUUCUUCUAAUAAAAAUCUAAACAUAGACGAAGAUAGUACUGAUUGCGAAGAUGAUUUAUAUGACAAUCAUGACAAUGACAAAGUCAAAGCAACCUCUAUUCCAAAUAAUAUAAAAAUAUCUGAAAUAAAUUCAAUUAAACAAAACACAAAUAAAACCAAUGAAUCAGAUGAUUUAAAAGUUCAAACAUCAGAUGAUUUGAAUUUCGAAGAUAUGCUCACACAAGUCGUUGAAGUGGUGAAUAAUGAAAACGAUAGUUUAAAAAAUCCCAUUGCACCUAGUUUCGAAGAUUUACCUACCCAAGUGAUAACGGUGACAACUAAAGAAGAAAUAUUAAAAGAAAAUGAAUCUUGCAAAGAAAAAAGUCCAUUUAAAGUCCCGUUCCAGUCCAUUAAAAGUAUAAAAAGAAAAGAAACGACUAAUAACUUUUUAAAUACUCCCAUUAGAAAUAUUCCAAACAUUUGUGAUGAUGAUGAAGAAAAGUUUUAUACAGCAACCCAAGAUGUAUUCAAUGAUUUAUGCUCUCAGAGAGAAAUAAAUACAGAGUCAAAAGUUGAUAACUUUGUUACAAAUGAAAAUGAAGAAAUGGAUGUUGACAUUGAACUGAAAUUAAAACAUAAAAGUGGAAGUAACUCUGAUGUUGAAAGUACUCCAGAUAAUUCCCAAAAGAAUAUAACAUUCAUGAUUACUGAACCACCAAAUAGUCAAGAAAUCGUAAAAAGUAUAACGUUUAAUUCAAAAGCAAUCGUUAUGGAAUCGUUAAGCGACUCAGAGGAUAAUAUAUCAGAACAAAAUACACCGAUAUUAUUCCACAAGCGUAAAAGAAUUAAAAACACUAAACUAGAUUUGACAAAGAAAUUUGAAUUAGAAAAUCUUCCUUCGAGAACGAUUACUAGAAAAAGGAAACCUACAGCUAAAGUGGAAAAUAAUUCCGAACUUAAAAAUAUACUUGCGCCUAAAAUUUUUGGAGAACAUGAUGAAAUUGUUGAUAAAGAAAUUAUUGCAGCUAAUAUAUCCAAAAUAAAAAAUACAAAGAAUAAAGAAGAAAAGAAAAAAUCAAAUCAAAAUGAUAGUACAAAGUCCACGCUAACAAAGAAAGACCAAACAGCAAAAUUAGAAAAAGCAGAUGCUAGUGUUCUACAAAAAAAUAAAAGUCCUGAAAAUAACAAAGAUCAAAACACAAAAAGAAGCAGAACUGAUACGAAACAUUUAAGUAAAUUAAAAAAAAAUGAUACUUUAGAUUCAACAAAGCAAGAAGAAAUCUCGGGUACAUCAAAAACUAAUAAAACCAGACAACGAAGUGCUAGAAUAAAGCGAAAUGAAGAUGAUAAAAGUAAACCUAAGAAAGAUAUUAUUAAAGUUUGCAUAAUGAAAGAUAAAGGAAAACGUAGCUACGAAGAAGAAAAACAAGAGUUACCUGAAAAAGAAGUAAGGAGAAGUAAACGACAAAAAAUUAAGAAAGAAUUUGAAACAGAAAUAAAAAAUACAAGGAAAACAAGAAGUAAUAAGAAAGUAGACAAUGAAAUAUCAAACUACGAAAGAGAAAAAAGUGUUAUAUACAGAUUAUCCGAUGAAUCAAGAUCAAGUUCUCCUAGAAGUGUUAAAUCAUCUUUAAAAGAGGAUGUUACUACAAAUAUGAAUAAAUCUGAAGCCACAUCCAGUACAGAGAGGAGAUCGUUACGAAAAACUGUAUUAAAAAAUAUAAAUCACAAAGUUUUAUUCACGGCAUUUUCACAUCCAGAUAUAAACGUCUUGUAUAAUCUAUUGGAAAAACUUAAUGCAGUUAUAGUGACAGAUGUAAAUACUUGUACUGUCGUGUGCACUGUGGAAUUAAAAAGGACUUUCAAAUUGUUGUGUGCGGUCGGGCUGGGCAAACCUAUUGUAGGCAAGACUUGGAUACAGGCUUGUCGUGAUGCUAAUAUGAUUGUCGACCCAUGGCUGUACCUACUGAAAGACGAGCCCAGAGAGAUUCGGUUUGACUUCGACUUAGCACGUACGCUGACCGGCAAGAGGAACUUUCUCAAGGGUUACAACGUCUCCUCCACGCCCAAAGUCGAGCCACGAGCUAAUGAGAUGAAAUUGAUCGUUGAAUGUUCUGGAGGGACUUGGAAAGAGGGAGGGUCACAAUGGGUUUGUGUAUCCACAAUCGAAGAUAAAGCUCUCUGGCCCUCACUUAAACGUAAGGGUGCAAUCAUAGUCAAUCCCGAGUUCAUAUUAGGUGGAGUUUUACGUCAGAGGAUUGAUUUGGAGAAAAAUAUAUUGUUUUAAUUUUUUUUAAACCUUCAACGUAAUUUAGGGCCAGAGUCACUGGUGACUUAAAUCCCUGCUCCCAAUUAAUAUGAAUUGAAGAGUUUUUUAUUUGUAAUUUUUACAAUUGGAUCCGACUAUCGUUUACAUUUGUUUGACAUUUGAUAUUGUCUCUGGUUUUUCAAUAUGUGUCAACCCAACUGUCACCGAGUAGAAUUCCAAGGUUUUUGCUUAAAAUCAUAAAAAUAACCUCAGAUAAGCUGGAUAAGCUAGAAACUUUGUUAUGCGAGUCCCGAUGGCCUUCUUAAGGGAUAUAUUCAGGUUAGAAAAAAAACCUGUCCCUAAGAAACUAGCUUCUCGAUGUUUGACUGUAAAUAAUAAAUUAAACUUCAAAAAUACAGAUUCAAAAAUCGAGCUUCAAUUUGUACUGUUUAUAUACAGAUGUUCCGAAGUUACUUGGAGUUUAUGAAAGCUUAAUGGACCUUAAAAGUACAAAUUAAUGUAUUUGUUUAUGUUAGGUAUUCGCUGGUUAGAUCUAAUCUGAAUUUUCACUGAAAUACUUGUAGAAAAGCACGUUUUUAUCUACUAAAGAGAUUGAGUUGCAGCAGUGGAAACUUAAGUUUAUGUUAACGUUUGUCGACAGUGUUUUUAAAUCAAAGUAUGACAAUUUUAAUUUAAUAAUACCCAAUGAGCCAUAAAGAUG